AAAUUGGAGGCAGGGAGGGAAAGAGAAACCCUAGGAAGCAGCAGCGGCGGCAACAGGGAGAGAAGAUGAAGUUCAAUCCACGUGUGUCGAGCAGCCGCCGCAAGAGCCGAAAGGCUCAUUUCACGGCGCCGUCGAGCGUGCGGCGGGUGCUUAUGAGCGCCCCUCUGUCGGCGGAGCUGCGGUCUAAGUACAACGUGAGGUCGAUCCCAGUACGGAAGGAGGACGAGGUGCAGGUGAUGCGAGGAACAUACAAGGGUCGCGAGGGGAAGGUGACUCAGGUCUACCGUCGAAAGUGGGUGAUUCACAUUGAGCGCAUAACCCGCGAGAAGGUGAAUGGUUCCACCGUCAACGUUGGGAUUCACCCCUCGAAGGUUGUGCUGACCAAGCUCAAAUUGGACAAGGACCGUAAGGCCAUUCUCGAUCGCAAGGCCAAGGGUCGCGCCGCCGCCGAUAAGGAGAAGGGUACCAAGUUCGCUCCCGAAGAUAUCAUGCAAACCGUUGAUUAGUCUCUUUUGCCCCCUUAUCAUACAAACAAAUUUUCUCUAUGGGUUUUGCUACCCUUUUUCUAUUGCAGGAUUUUGUUUUUCUUGUGUUAGUCGAACUUUUUUAUCCUUUUAUUUUCCAUCUGCUUAUUAUUAACUGCCCCCCUUUUAAUAUUUUAAUUCGAUUGCUGUGGUUGCAUUUUCGUUUCAAUAA
Messenger RNA from Glycine soja, 696 nucleotides. RefSeq names its product 60S ribosomal protein L26-1-like. The record is from RefSeq and is a predicted model, not a curated record. Gene Ontology annotation, biological process: cytoplasmic translation; ribosomal large subunit biogenesis. Gene Ontology annotation, molecular function: structural constituent of ribosome; RNA binding. Gene Ontology annotation, cellular component: cytosolic large ribosomal subunit; ribosome. The transcript has a single exon. NCBI's taxonomy places the organism in Eukaryota, Viridiplantae, Streptophyta, Magnoliopsida, Fabales, Fabaceae. The coding region runs from base 66 to 506 and encodes 146 amino acids.